This is a messenger RNA of Oncorhynchus keta (chum salmon), 3216 nucleotides long. RefSeq names its product beta-hexosaminidase subunit beta-like. The transcript has 14 exons. Lineage: Eukaryota; Metazoa; Chordata; Actinopteri; Salmoniformes; Salmonidae. Bases 232 to 1881 code for a protein of 549 amino acids. Gene Ontology annotation, cellular component: membrane. Gene Ontology annotation, molecular function: beta-N-acetylhexosaminidase activity. The record is from RefSeq and is a predicted model, not a curated record. Gene Ontology annotation, biological process: glycosaminoglycan metabolic process; carbohydrate metabolic process; ganglioside catabolic process.
AGGUCAUCUAGCCAGUCCCUGUGGUCACAUAUUACACUGGCUGCUUGACCAUUAACCAAACAAAUGUUCGGUUUUCAGUGAUUUGCUGUCUAAUGGCUCAAUAUAUAAAUAAAGACAUGUUUUAUAUGAUUUGCUAGAUUAGAUUUCGUCCUAUUUCCACAUUGAUUCAAGCCCCACCCGCUCGAGGCUUAAUGCAGUCUUGCCAGUCGACUGGCAACACCAUAGCACAUCAUGUUUGCGACGCUGAAGUUUGCAGCGUUGUUGCUCGCGGUUGUUGUCUGCUGGGCAACGCAAGAUUAUGAUUAUAAUGACGCUGAAAUAGACGAGGAGCCUACUCUGGGUGAUUCUCCAUAUGGAUCUCUUUGGCCGUUGCCUCAGAAAGUCAAAAUAUCCACGGUAGUAUUCAAACUCAGCGGUGCUAGCUUCCAUAUAUUCGACGCUAAAGAAUCGUCUUCUGGUGCGAGCUGCAGACUUCUUCAAAAUGCAUAUCGAAGGUAUGAUGAGUACAUCUUUACCAGUUCCAGAAAACAAGGGCAAAACAAGAGCAAAAAGACAUUGGCCUCUGACAUUUCUGAAUUACAGGUGUGGAUCACAUCAGCUGACUCUGAGUGUGACAGCUACCCCAGUGUGACAUCUGACGAGUCAUACAAACUGUCAGUGGACUCUCCUGUUGCUGUGCUGAAAGCACCUAAGGUGUGGGGAGCUCUGAGAGGUCUGGAGACUUUUAGCCAGUUGGUGUAUAAGGAUGAAUAUGGAGCAAAAAGCAUCAAUAGGACAGACAUUCACGACUUCCCGCGGUUUGCACAUCGAGGCCUCUUAUUGGACACCUCUCGUCACUUCCUGCCCAUCAAAGUCAUUUUAGCCAAUCUGGAAACCAUGGCGUGGAACAAAUUCAAUGUUUUCCACUGGCACAUAGUAGAUGACCCCUCCUUCCCUUACCUGAGCCGUACCUUCCCCCAGCUGAGUCAACAUGGAGCAUACCACCCGUACACACAUGUGUACACGCCCUCUGAUGUGAAGAUGGUCAUCGAGUUUGCUCGCCUAAGGGGCAUUCGGGUUGUCCCUGAGUUUGACACCCCUGGGCACACUCAGUCAUGGGGCAAAGGGCAGAAGGACCUGCUGACCCCCUGUUACUCUGGAGCCAGCCCCUCUGGUUCGUUCGGACCGGUCAACCCCAUGCUCAACACCACCUAUGACUUUAUGAGGAUGUUCUUCAAGGAAGUCAACACAGUGUUCCCUGAUGCCUACGUCCAUCUGGGAGGAGACGAGGUCGACUUCAGCUGCUGGAAGUCCAACCCUGACAUCCAGAAGUUCAUGGAGCAGCAAGGCUUUGGGAUGGACUACAGCAAGCUGGAGUCUUUCUACAUCCAGAGGCUCUUGGAUAUUGUCACCACUACCAACAAGGGCUACAUGAUCUGGCAGGAGGUCUUUGACAACGGUGUUAAGUUGAAGUCGGACACGGUAGUGCAUGUGUGGAUGGGGAACAAGGUGGAGGAGGAGCUUCAGAAGGUGACGGAGGCAGGCUUCACCACCAUCCUCUCCGCCCCCUGGUACUUAGACUACAUUAGCUAUGGACAGGACUGGCAGAAGUUCUACAGAGCCGAGCCGCUCAGCUUCAAGGGCACAGAUGCUCAGAAAAAGCUGGUGAUUGGAGGAGAGGCAUGUCUGUGGGGAGAAUAUGUGGAUGCUACCAACCUGACCCCUAGACUCUGGCCCCGUGCCAGUGCUGUGGGGGAGCGGUUGUGGAGUGACAGGGAUGUGAGGGACCUAAACGAUGCCUACAGUCGUCUAGCCAAGCACCGCUGUCGCAUGGUCCAGCGUGGUAUCCCAGCUGAGCCUCUCUUUACAGGUUACUGUGCACAUGAGUACAAAGGGGUAUGAAAAGUGAAGACCACUGUGAUCGUCUUCAUGACUUCAUUGAUGCACUGAUACGAGCCAACAUUUGUUUAAAAACAAUUCUCAUUCCAUGUAAUGUCACAUUGAUCUUGUUUUUAGAAAACCAUUUGUUUUUAUGAAUGUAUGAUUCAAAUGAUUAAUAAUUACAUUUUAGUCAAUUCGCAGAUGCUCUUAGUGACUUGCAGUAGGUAGUGCAUACAUUUUAUUUUAUACUGGUCCCCCGUGGGAUUCAAACUCUGAAAUUGCAAGCUCCAUGCUCUACCAACUGAGCCACACGGGACUUAAUAAUAAUAAUAAUAAUAAACCUUUGCAAGGUCAGUUGUCUGUGUACAGUGCUGUGGACACCUGAAGUGUGAUAGUUUUACACGCUCAUGGAAAUUACACAUAUCAUCACAAGAUCAUCUUUCGUACAAUGUCCAUACAUUUUCCUACAAUAUGUUCAGCAGCACUACUAUAUGCCCUCAUACACGGACUAUCAUGUUCUUGAUUAAUCUGUUUGCACAGCAAACACCCUUACAAGAGUAUCGACAGUGGCAUUCCUGGCUUACAUUUACAUUCAAACAUCAUGUAUAUUCCACAGAAACAUACUAUAACAACUGAAUUGUGCUCUUGUUCGGUACAAAAGUCCAUUAGUCCAAUCCUAGUCUCUUGUGAGUGUGGCCAUGCCACAUGCUUGAACUGGAUGCUGAUAUUUGUCAAACCAUAACUGUUCAGUUUCGAAUUGCAACAAUCUCAAAUCCUGCAGCCAUUUCUUAUAGUUUAGGAACAGGAGGUGACGUCAUCAGGCGAGGCCAGCCAUCUUGUUGAGCAGUGUUCUGGUGCUGUAGGUUCAUGGCCUCGUAGCUGUCCAGCUGGAAGGAGAAGGUGGCGUUGUCAGAGUUCGCAGGGCGGUAGUGUAGCCCUGAAACCGAGGAGGAAAGAUUAGAUUCAUUACGACCUGGGACAUAUUUAUUAGUGCACACUGUAGAAAAAAGUAAAUAUGACCUUGGUCAAAGGUGCUAAACAUGGACUUAGAAUUAGACAUCACAUCGUUAUAUCUGUCCCAUUAUGGCGUCUGUGAGAACAUGAGCGGUUCAUUUAAAAAAAUAUAUAUUUUAAUAGUUUCAUGUUUGGUAGAGCAAGUUUCAGGCGAUACAGUUGAUUGUUGAUACAAUAUUUCAAGGUUGUUACAGACAGGUCAUGGGUAACCAAUGUGAUUAAUAGAAUAUUUAUUUUUUAUCAGGAUAUUUUCUACCUGCUGGCUACAAUGUUUUUAGGUUUUGUGUUUAUGUAGGCAAUUUUUACAUAGUUGGCAAUGGCAAGUUACUUUUAGAUUUGUAU